AUGCUUCUCAGAUACUCGAGCUUGGUGGUGGAAACUAUACCUCAUCAUCGAGAUUAUUAUGCUUUAUGUCAAAAAGAAAGAUCAUUUGCCAAAAAGAAAUUGUUUGCAGUGCUAGAUGAGCUAGAGACUUUGAAGCCACUAGUGCGUCAAUUAGAUCAACUGGAUAAUGCUAACACCACAUCUCAAGCGCAUCAGAUUGAUGGCCAAAAACUGAUUCCUGAUGCAAGCACAGUGCCUUUAUUGCCUGCAUUGAAUUAUAAAUCUUUCUUAAGCUACGAUAAUAAACGGUUGUCGCCAGUCACAGCACCUUCAUCUACAUUGAAGCAGAAUAAUGAGAAUACUCGAGUUUCAUCAUCAUAUUCCAUUGACACUCAGUUUCAGAAGCUGUCAGCAUGCAUAACAAAGACAUUACUGUUUUAG
Messenger RNA from Fraxinus pennsylvanica, 420 nucleotides. Lineage: Eukaryota; Viridiplantae; Streptophyta; Magnoliopsida; Lamiales; Oleaceae. The record is from the annotation of a GenBank genome assembly.